AAGGGGUGGGGCUAGAGAGCGGCGACCACCGGGCGGGAGUGAGAGAGACACCCAGCGUGAGGUGACCCGGGGCGGGUGACAGGAAGAGUGAGCGGUGACCCGGUUGGUGGUGAGAAGAUGCCGCGGGUGGUGCCCGACCAGAGGAGCAAGUUUGAGAACGAGGAAUUCUUCCGGAAACUGAGCCGGGAGUGUGAGAUCAAAUACACAGGAUUUCGAGACCGACCUCACGAGGAACGGCAGGCACGUUUUCAGAAUGCUUGCAGGGAUGGCCGUUCUGAAAUAGCAUUUGUGGCAACAGGAACCAAUCUUUCUCUGCAGUUCUUUCCAGCUAGUUGGCAAGGUGAGCCACGCCAGGCACCCACACGAGAUUAUGUGGACUUUGAGAGGGAGUCCAGCAAGGUAUACUUAAAGGCUCCAAUGAUCCUAAAUGGUGUCUGUGUCAUGUGGAAGGGAUGGAUUGACCUCCAGAGGUUGGAUGGCAUGGGAUGCCUAGAAUUCGAUGAGGAACGAGCGCAGCAGGAAGAUGCUCUGGCCCAGCAGGCGUUUGAGGAAGCUCGCAGGAGAACCCGAGAAUUUGAGGACAGAGAUCGCUCUCACCGGGAGGAAAUGGAGGUGAGAGUUUUACGACCACGCUGCCCUUAACUGGCUCGGCGACAGCAGGACCCCACUGUGGGUCUUGGAAGCGGGGAUGAUAUGAAACUCCGCUAAAUCCAAAGUCCUCAGCUUCCGAUCUCGGCCAUCUUCAGCACCAGGAGAAGAAAAGCCUGUGACAAUCUCCUGACAUCUGACCUGCCGGCCACCUGUCUCUACGCAUGCUCCCCACACCCUCAACAAACGGUUAAUGUCAGCCCGCUCUAUGCAAGCUCUAAGCCACAUGUGAUCUGCACACAGAUGGCUGUAGGGUCUUAUUAACGGUUUGAUGAUAGGUCAUGAUUUUUCUACAAAAUGUGUUUUUGGUAAAGAUGCUUCCUGCAUUGGAUGAUGUUGGAUAUGUAAAGUUGGCAAACUUUGGUUAUUUUCUGGUGAAUCCACAUGCCAUAAUGAGUAAUGCAUUCUGUAAAAUUGCAUGCAAAACCAUCUCCUGUAAAAGUUUGGCUUGACUCCAGUCCUUUCCAUCUCCUUAAACUGUCUAUUGGUUAACUAUAAUGGAGAGGCUGGAGCUGAACAUGACUUUUAUACAAAGUCAAUAUUUGUGUAUACCUUCACAUGCCUGUAUCUCUAGAUCUACACAUCAUUUUGAAAUGCAGUGUUUCUAGAUGGUAAUCUUGGCUUACACAGGUCUUUCUCAUAUAUGCUCAUUUUGAAUCAUCAACAGUUUGACUUGUUUACUGUAAGGUGUCACUCCACCUUUUUUUUCCCCCCUAGCUUUUGGCACAUUUUAAGGCAGGUUAGAACAAUAUUUGAUUUUAAACUAAGCAGGCAUUACAUCAUAUUUACAUUUUAUUAUUUUGUUGGCCAUUUAAUUAUUUAUGAGGUCCACAUAAGCAUCAUAUCUGAAUUGUAGCAAAUUUGAAUACAUUUCUUUGGGCACGGAAUGUUCAAAACUGGGUAUGCAUUGAAAAAAAAUAUGAUGGUUACCUUUUGCAAAACUUCUUCAGGCAAGCCACUAAAUACACAGUUGAAAUGCAUAUGCAUAUAUACCCAAGCAGUUCCUUGGUAAGCAAUUAAUCUUACUUUCAGUAGUCCAGUCUCCUCAUUGGACAGUGAAUCCAUACCUGUCCAGUGAGCAGGGGGGAGUAAUACUGAACUAGGAAGGGGCAGAGUGAUCUCACUGACUAGUGGAUAUCAGAAGAAUGGCAUUAAAGGAUAAGUUCACCUUUGGGAACAUAUUCUACCCGUUCUUUGGGUAGAACAUGCAACGUGGUUCCGCUCCUGCAGCCUCUGCCUGAUUCCCAUUCUAAUUGUGACAGCGGGGAUUCUGAAAAUGAAUGAAGUAUCGACAGCCUUUGCCGCUGACUGCUUGUAGUUCUCAAUUAACUACCAUGGACCUUGUGAGCGCUCUAGUAGUUAAUUUGCCCUGUCAUUCAGUAACUGCCUGCCCGUAUGGGGUAUGGGCAGACAGCUACAAAUGAUGCACAUUUCUUUUUUACUUGCAA
Molecule: messenger RNA, 2096 nt
Organism: Rana temporaria (common frog)
Lineage: Eukaryota; Metazoa; Chordata; Amphibia; Anura; Ranidae
Gene: CBFB
Product: core-binding factor subunit beta
Exons: 6
Coding region: 118-642 (174 amino acids)
Biological process (GO): regulation of transcription by RNA polymerase II
Cellular component (GO): nucleus; core-binding factor complex
Molecular function (GO): sequence-specific DNA binding; transcription coactivator activity
Source: RefSeq, a predicted model, not a curated record